GGGGGCUGGGGCUGGGUCCCAAGCGGGAGUCAGUCACCCGGCAGCGCCCAGGGCGAGCGGGGGCCUUGGCAGAGCUGUGGAGAGAGGCGGGGUCCUGCCGGCGGGGCCUGGGCGGAUGAGGUCACUCUUUGUGGUGGCUGCCGUUGGCAAGAUGGCGCCCGUGCUGGCGGAGAAGAAGCUCCUGGGGCCGGACGGGCCCGCGGCUGCCGAGUUCCCCAGCGAGGAGGAGGAAGGCCAGAGCCUCUGGCUCUCAAUACUGAGUGAAGUUUCCACCAGGUCCCGGUCAAAGUUACCUUCAGGCAAAAAUAUCCUUGUCUUUGGUGAUGAUGGCUCAGGCAAAACAACACUAAUGACUAAAAUACAAGGAGCAGAGCAUGGCAAGAAAGGAAGAGGCCUGGAAUACCUGUACCUAAACAUCCAUGACGAAGACAGAGAUGAUCAGACCCGCUGUAAUGUCUGGAUUCUUGACGGGGACUUGUACCAUAAAGGCCUCUUGAAAUUUGCUGUUUCAGCAGAAUUGUUGCAAGAGACGCUUGUAAUCUUUGUGGCGGAUAUGUCUAGACCGUGGACUGUUGUAGAAUCUUUACAAAAAUGGGCAAGUGUCUUGCGUGAACACAUUGAUAAGCUGAAAAUCCCCCCUGAAGAGAUGAGAGACAUGGAGCAACAAUUCGUGAAGGCUUUUCAAGAAUAUGUGGAGCCUGAAGAAGGCUAUCAGGGAUCACCACAAAGAAGAGGUCCUACGGGCCAAGAUGAUGAAAAUGUUACUUUACCACUUGGAGACAAUGUGCUAACUCACAACCUUGGAAUCCCUGUGAUAGUAGUUUGUACAAAGUGUGACACAAUGAGCAUCCUAGAAAAGGAGCACGACUACAGGGAGGAGCACUUUGACUUCAUUCAGUCGCACAUCCGCAGAUUCUGCUUACAAUAUGGAGCAGCGUUGAUUUAUACAUCGGUUAAGGAGGAAAAGAACCUUGACUUGUUGUAUAAGUACAUUGUACAUAAAACGUACGGCUUUCACUUUACCACACCUGCCUUAGUGGUAGAAAAGGAUGCAGUUUUUAUACCUGCCGGUUGGGACAACGAAAAGAAAAUUGCAAUUCUCCAUGAAAACUUUGCGACAGUAAAACCUGAAGAUGCGUAUGAAGACUUCAUUGUAAAGCCACCUGUAAGAAAGUUAGUUCAUGAUAAAGAGCUCGCAGCAGAAGAUGAACAAGUGUUUCUUACGAAGCAGCAGUCUUACCUUGCCAAGCAGCCAGCCACACCGACAAGAGCUUCUGAAUCUCCUGCAAGGGGGCCUUCUGGAUCGCCAAGACCGCAGGGUAGACCAGGUCCUGCGAAUGUUCCCAGUGCCUCGCCAAUAGCAUCCGUUAAGAAACCCGAUCCAACUAUUAAAAAUAAUGCAGCAAGUGAAGGCGUGCUGGCCAGCUUCUUCAACAGUCUACUGAGUAAAAAGACUGGCUCUCCUGGGAGUCCUGGUGCUGCGGGAGGAGUGCAGAGUACAGCCAAAAAAUCAGGGCAAAAAACUGUUUUGACGAAUGUUCAAGAAGAACUGGAUAGAAUGACUCGCAAGCCAGACUCUAUGGUAACAGCAAACUCCUCUCCAACAGAGAAUGAAGCUUGAUAAUGCUUAAAACACGCAUAUGUAAAUGACCAAAUAACUAUGUACAUUGAUAAGACCAGGAGCUCUCUGCUGUGGCAGAUCCUAUAAAUUUUCUUGGGGCAGGGGGAAAUGAAAUUUAACCUUCAUUGGCUUGUCCCAGUAUCAAGUGCACAUUCGGGAAUUUUUGCAUAUAAAAUUCCUCUGUUUUAAGAUAACCAUUUUAGAGUUUAAAUAGGGCAAUUAUCUUGAUUGGGGUGGCAAACAAGAUGCAGCUGCAGUUCUUAGGAAGAGCACAGAGAAACAAGAUGAGGAAUUUCUGUUGGAAAGUCACUAGCGGCUGCUGGCACUAAGGAAGAAAUGAAGCCCCUUUUCCAAGUUUACUGAAGCUGGCCAUUCAAAACAUACUUGUGCUUGGAAAGAAUCUGGUGUAACGGGAUGUUGGUUAGAUGAAGAAUGCUAAAAGCUGCAUUAAACAGGGAAAAGCAAGAAGCAGCUCAGUAGAGGAGAAAAGCAUGUUGGACAGACUGGAGACAAGCAGUGUUAAUAAACCUGUGUUGAACAUAGAUCAGAUAAUCACUGUUUAAAAACAAAAGCCUUUUCAGUUGGAGAGUGCUCAGAACGUAAGCUGAGCAUCAUGGGAAUUUUUCUUGUUAUACAUUGCUCUUUUUUAUUAUUUUAACAUGGAGAUGCAUCAAAUGUGGUGGAUGCCCUUUUUGUCAUAGCUGACACAGGGAGAAAUUUGCUUAGACCAAGUGCCUGGCACAGCGAGAGAUGUGUCCUUAGAAGGUGCUUGAACCUCUUGUGCACUGUAGUACAAACAGUCUCUGUUUGACUUUAUUUUAAAACUCAGUAACUUUUGACAGUUGUGUUGAAUUUUGAAUCCUGUUUUCUGAUAGCUUCUGCCUUGGAUCCUGUUCCCCCCCCCCACCACCACCACCAAAUACCAACCUUCUGGCCUGUUGAGAGUAAUGAGUGACACAUACCACUUUCCCAUAAUGAAAGUGUUGCAAAAUACUAAUCCUCCUUUUUAAAAAUUGUAGUUCAGAGUUAACUGCAAAACUAAAAACUGAAUUCUGCCUUAAGGUUUUAAAAAAACCUGUGAUGGUUUUCUGGUAGACUUCCAAGAAUCUUACUCUGAAUCACAGACCGCUGUAGAGUUUUGUAGGUUUACACGGAUAAAUGUACCGUAGAACUUCUUAAUGGCUCCAUUGCACCUGUGUCUUACCCUCUGUAGCCUUUUCAACCGGGAAAGAAGGCUUUAUUUAUGGUUGUCCCUCAUUGCUUUUUGGAUUUAGUACCCAUGGCUACUUCGAACUACAGUUCUAUGAAAGACUCCCACAGUUACUGAAAUGGCACUUUUGAGUUUCUGUACGGUCUGUUGGACAGAGAACACUAUGUUAUAGCACCAAACAUGUUUGUAUUCAACACACAGAAGGGAAAAGAACCACCGUAAUGAAUUAUGCAGAGUUUACUUUUAUUGAUAUGGAGUUGUGUGUGGUGCUAAAUCUUGUUUCUGAAUAGAACACCCCUAAUAUUUAUAUAUAUCUAUAUAUAUAUUGUGAGAUAUACAGAAUGAAUUGACCACUAACACAGUACUGGAUGUAAUUGCAAGGCCUAUGUUGCAUAAAGAGGCUGUCUCUCAUUGUUUUUGUAAGUUUGUCUAACAUUAUCUAGAAAGCGAAGAGUAUUUACUUGCAUUAACAUAAAAGCAUGUUUACUUGUGCCAGUUUUGUGUCUCUUCCAUAUUUUUUUAAAAAACAUUUUUAUGAGUUUCAGAACCUUGGUUACAUCCACAGUUGCCUAGAUUUUAAGUGGAACGGUUUUGGCUGGAGGACCUGGUGUGUGGUUCUUCUGCCUAUGAGAAUCUGGCAGACAAUUUGCCAGAUGCAGGUUUUGAAAACCAAACCAAACCUGGAGCCUUGUAGCCACCCCAGCAGCUGUGAGUUACAUCCUGUCCUUGUGGCCUUGAGCUUUCAUGUACUGCAAUGCAGUGGCAGAGUUUAGUGCCAUGUAUGCACACCUACUGAGCUGGCCUCUUGAGAUGGUAACUUCAUGCUGGGUUCUAGCUGAGGGAACUUCACCUCUUAUCACUACUACCACCACCACCACCACCACUGUGCCACGUUGGUUGACUGCACAUAGCCUAGAAUCAGCCUUAUGAUGAGCUGACAAGUCUAGAGCUGAUUUUGGCCAUGUGGAGAUUUCAUUUGGCUUUAGGGAAUGAAAUCUUGGAAGCAACGAAAGCAAGUUAGAUGAGCAAGCUUUUCAUGAUACAAUGUGGCUCCAGUGCACAACCGCCUGUUUCUAUUAACAUUCUUGUCAUACAUGCUGAUACUCUCUAGCAUUGUGUACCAAUAUUGUGUACAAGUGGCUAGGCUACUGAAGUUUUUUUUUUCCUUUUUCAUAAAAUGAAAGUUAGAUCUGUUGGAAAUGAGCAAAAGCCAACCAUGUACCACUUGCCUAUUGUGCAAAAGGAUGUUUGGAUCCAAUAGACUUGAAAUCUACCCCUCCCACCCCAAAUUUCUCUUUGCAAGUGAAUGCUCCUAGUUCUCAAAGGAAGAAAAAAACCUGUAAGUCAUGUCAUGUAUGGUUGCCAAAGCCUAGCAACUUUGGAAAGCUGCACAGUUGUCUUUUUCUGGUGUUCUUGAGCAUUGGAACCAAAGGCCAAAUUGCAAACAGCCUUUAUGUUUUUAAAAAUACAAUUAAUUUUAUUUUUAGGACACUUGUCUGGUAGACUGUUAAAAUUAUUACAUGGCUAUAUUUAUAAUACAGUUUAGUGAUUGCAUCUACUGUUCAUGUUUAAACUAAAGUAAUAACCGAUUCAACUUGAAAAGAUGGCAAAUAUAAAAGGUUAAGGAUUGGCCCUCCAUCAAAAUGCUAUGGUUAUGCUGCUUGAGUCUUUUUUAAGUUUGCACUUUUUAUUGGCAUUUUAAAACUUGUUUAAACUGAACAGAACUUGUAUUUAAUUUAAUUUAACUACAUUGAAAGUGACUGAACUUAAUCAUAUCCAUGCUGUAAAUGAAAGUUCACUCUCCUGUAUUACUAAGUUUAUUGAUGUUUUUAACUUCCAAUGGGACUGCAGAUGUAUCCAACACCAACCUUUUAGUCCAGUUGUAUGGCUUUAACCAGGUGCAGUCAUGUGGAAUCUUGCUUUCUAGUACUGGCAAAAAUGAGGACAUGUCUUUAAUUAAUGGCUUCAAUAAACACAAACCAAGACUG
Molecule: messenger RNA, 4819 nt
Organism: Hemicordylus capensis (graceful crag lizard)
Lineage: Eukaryota; Metazoa; Chordata; Lepidosauria; Squamata; Cordylidae
Gene: DYNC1LI2
Product: dynein cytoplasmic 1 light intermediate chain 2
Exons: 13
Coding region: 116-1621 (501 amino acids)
Biological process (GO): microtubule cytoskeleton organization; microtubule-based movement
Cellular component (GO): cytoplasmic dynein complex; centrosome
Molecular function (GO): dynein heavy chain binding
Source: RefSeq, a predicted model, not a curated record